This is a messenger RNA of Micropterus salmoides (largemouth bass), 5273 nucleotides long. It is a transcript of the gene spi1b, whose product is annotated as Spi-1 proto-oncogene b. The record is from RefSeq and is a predicted model, not a curated record. Bases 2540 to 3334 code for a protein of 264 amino acids. Lineage: Eukaryota; Metazoa; Chordata; Actinopteri; Centrarchiformes; Centrarchidae. Gene Ontology annotation, biological process: cell differentiation; regulation of transcription by RNA polymerase II. The transcript is spliced from 5 exons. Gene Ontology annotation, molecular function: sequence-specific DNA binding; DNA-binding transcription factor activity, RNA polymerase II-specific. Gene Ontology annotation, cellular component: nucleus.
UGGAUGGUAUUAACAUUUACUUAAGUACCUCUGAAGAUGAUAACAUUAAACUUUUAUUACCCACUAAGUUGCAAUUGAGUUGAUGUUAGUAUCAAUUUGUUAAAACUCUACAUCAGCUAACAUUUCAGUUCUAUAAUUGAAUGUUAACACGUACCGUGUGGUUAAAUGAUCAAACUUGACUUAGUAUUAUACUGUAAGUAGAAUCACACUCAAAUUUUAGCUUAGCUUAGGUUAUACAUAGAAUGCAUUUUAAACUGUUGCUUUUCUGUUAUUAUGUUGCUCAACAUGAUCAAAAACUCAUCAAAAAACCCCAAUAAUUAUCUUUUGGAUUCACUGAAAAUAGUUGUGAUGGAAAUAGUGCAUGGCUUUCUGCAGCCCCCUCUGUGUAUUAAUACUCUCGGAAAAUGCUACUGUAUAUGUCAUCAGUUUUACACUGCCAACUGUGAUUAGGGCUGGUCGGGGCUGGCCACAGUCUGUGUGGUUUUAACAGCUCCCCAAACAAAGACUCUAACGAUCAUGGUCUUCCACCAGUCAACAAGGAAAACAGGCCAACACAUUGAUCAAAAGCCUUUGAAAUUACAACAGACAUGAAGACACAAGUAUCUUAACCACUUUAAAAAAGCAUGCAACAUAGAAUGCACAAAAGAAGAGAAAUAAUUAUCUAUAAUUAUCUACACCAUAAUUAUCCCCAGUGACAAUCACUAUCUACUGCACCUUCCUGUGUGAUUAAUGUAGCUAACUACUUUAUGAAAGCAGCAUUUUAAAGAGGAUUUGAUCAUGCUUUUAAUCUGUAGAUGAGAUCUCAGCACCCAUAGGAAUUAGCACACUGACUGCGGUAAGAAGAUAAACAUAACCUCAGUAUUUUGAUCUUACAGAAAGUAAUAUUUUCAGGGCAUUGCCUUAUCACAAUGCUGCAGUCUUCCUCUACAACAGGCAGCGCUAACAAUAUACACACAGAUUUGUGCUACACUGUUAACUGUACUAUUCACUUAUUAACAGUUAUCUCAGCAUCUGGGAAAUAUGCAGUAUCUUCAGUUAUUACAGUUGCCGUGAUGUGUUCAGAAACUGGUAACCAACAUAUUUAACUUUCAUUUUGCCCCAAUGCAUUGAGAACGUACAGUAGACAGAAUAAAUAUCCAUAGUAUGUUACAUAACAAUGUUUUACUGAGCCAAACAAACAGGCUUUUGCAGUUUCUUAGUUGGUAAUUACAGCAGAUGGACUCAAUCUCCUCCCAAGAACAGUAUCUCCUCUUUGUGAUAAUAAUAAUCUUCAUUUCACUCAAUGUGGUUACAACACAGAUACUGUACCUUCAUCUUAUCUUCCAGCUGUGUGUGUGUGUGUUUGUGUGUGUGUGUGUGUAUGUGUGUCUGUGCGGGUGUGUGUGGGCAUGUUUGUGUGCCAACAUUUUUCCUAAACAAACUUCUGUUUACAUCACCCCACAACAUGUUUUAGUCAUUUUGCCACAGCGUACACUUUCAGUCCUUCAGUUUCAGGUUUGCAUUCAGAACCCGGAUGCAUGAUUGUUUACAAUGUGACACUUAAACUUCACACAGUGUACUAACAGCUAAAAAUAAUAUCCAUUGCUUCACAAUCCUGUCUUUGUUGUCCUGAAAUACUUAACUUAAAACCCCCCAAUAUAGCAUUUAUAAGCCUUAUUUAAACCUUAAAUAAAUGGUUUAUGACACUCUGUAAUGUAGACGUAAGUGUUAAUAUUCAGUAUUUGUCAACAAUUAUAACUUCCUCAAAUUAAGACAUUUAUAUUACUAGAUAUAUUUUAGUAUAUUAUCAUUCAUUAGCUUUAUACAUCAGCUCUGCAAAAACACAUUAAUAAACACAAACAGUUCCUUAUAUCUGCAAUUAAUAACAUUGUAAUAAACUGUUUAUUAAAUGCUUACAUACUGCAUAAAAAUGCUAAAUGGUACCCAUUAUGCCUUGUAUGACAAAAGCCACAUUUUUCACCAGAUACUGCUGUUGAGACCAUAGCCAAUGCUAUAGUUUGAAUUAAACAUAUUUUAAAAGCAAAGGAUAUUAAUAAAAUCAACCAAACUUAAACUUAAAAUGUUCAACAGUUCAUUGCAACCUGUGUUUGCCACAUCAGGGGGGGACUGACAGUGAGGAAAUGCCUUGAAGAUGAUUGGCUGCUAAGAGGAGGGAACAGUAUAUAGACCCUGAUAAAUAUGGAGUUUCAUGGUCUCCCCUGACAAAUCAUCAAUGACCAGGAACCUUUAGCAGACACACUCUAUUGCUCCCACCCACAGACAUUUUACAGAAGUCAAAAGUUCCUUUUUCAUUUUACAGUCAAACAGCGGGCCUCGUUAAUUUAAUUUUAUCUGACACAGCUGAAGGCCUCCGAGAGUAGCUAAGUUCUUAAGUGUUCACUAUACAAUAAGAGAGAGAGAGAGACAUUUUUUGGUCUUUGUUGAGUGAGAGGAAAUUUUGAAACAUUGUGCAAUGGUGCCGCAAAAGUUUUGAAAGGUUGUGAGAGAGUGUUUUGCCAGUAAAGCGUCUGAGACUUGGUCUACUGGAGAAGAGGUCUCCAUGUUGCAUCCAUACAGAAUGGAGAGCUACCUCAUCCCACCUCACUCAGAAGAAAUGUACGAUCCUGAGAUCUACAGACAUCCAAUUACAGAAUAUUAUAAUCCAUAUGUUUUAGAUGCUGAUAUCCAGGCAGAUCACUGGGACUACCACACUCACCCUCACAUACACCCUGUAGAGUUUGAAAACCUGCAGGAGGCCAACUUCACAGAGCUGCAGAGUGUGCAGGCUCUCCACCCGCCCGGCCUCAUACGACACGAGGCCAUACGAUAUGAACCCGAAAACCUGCUUGAUCCAAAUCUUGGGGCAAAUUCACAUGUGUUACAGCAACCAGUAGCGUUCUUCUCUCGACCUGUGUAUCAACCACACGUGUCCCAGCGCAGCUCUGAUGAUGAGGAGCACGAAGGACGAAGUCCCCCGCUGGAGGUGUCUGAUGAUGAGUGUCUGAGAGAGCGAGUCUCAUAUGUCACACCAGGAGAUCUGGGCAAUAAAAAGAAGAUCCGUUUGUACCAGUUCCUGUUGGACCUUUUAAGGAACGGCGAUAUGAAGGACAGUAUCUGGUGGGUUGACAGAGACAAAGGGACAUUCCAGUUUUCUUCCAAACACAAGGAGGCUCUUGCACACCGCUGGGGAAUCCAGAAGGGAAACCGCAAAAAAAUGACCUAUCAGAAGAUGGCCCGUGCCCUGCGCAACUACGGCAAAACUGGAGAGGUGAAAAAGAUAAAAAAGAAGCUGACAUACCAGUUCAGUGAUGAGGUUCUGGGGAAGAGUCAUCUGGAGAGAAAACCAUAUGUGUAGGCAAGAGUAAUACUGAAAUGUCAAGAUUUACUCGUGACAAGUGUUGACAUUGGAGUAGUUUGUGUAGUUUCUGGUGUUAGAUGCUUGAUCAACCUUGCUGAUCUGGUAUAUAGCAUUUUGUGAAUAGCCCCAUUAUUGCUGUAAAGUGGGAUCAGUCUUUUGAAGAUACUAGCCAAUGCAGCAUAAAAGCAUGGAACAAGAGACAAAAUCCCCAAAGACUCUAUGUAACAAGAUGUUGGAGACCAGCUUUUUCUUUUCUUCUUUGUCACCCUAAGUAGAAACAAAGCUCAGUUUGGUUUGUCUGUCUUAAUUCCUGGAAGAAAAAAAAAUUUAGUAGCAGUGUGGAAACAAAGUCAGGACCAAAUAUGAAAAUGUACCUGUUAUUCGAAAAUGUGUACAGGAUUUGUGAAGUUGAAAAAGUGUUAUAAAUAUCUUCUGAAUUUUGUCCCUUUUGGCUCCCUCAGAUUUGAAAAAGCUCCCUUAGACAUAUAUACUAUACAUAUAUAUAUUAUGACAUAUGCAAAAUCUGCACUCUUUACCCAGCCAACCUACCAGGCAGCAAGCUACUUUGUAGUGCAGCAAUUUCGACAUGGUGGCUAGAGUUGGAACUGCAAGGUAUUUGUUGCUAGGGUUCAGGAGGACAUGUGGAAUGCAAAACGAUUCAACAGCACCACAAACUAUAGUUUCAUCAAAAAUUGGUUAUAGCUGUCAUGCAAUUCUGUUUUAUUGCAGGGAUGUUGUAAUAGUUUUAGCUAUGUGUACCUAAUAAACUGGCAGGUAUGAGGCUGAGGUAUUAGCUUUAAAUCAGAAAAACCACUACUGACCAACAUGAACAUAUAAUGAUAGUGCUCAGUUUUAGAGCUCAGUAUUUUAACAAACGACACUGGUUUUAAAAUCUCUGUUCACAUGUCAAAAUCUGAUUUUGACAUGUGAACUUUUGACUCCAAUUCUGUCUGAAAAAUCAAUUGACAGUUAUGCGAAGAUUGAAACCACUCUCAUGAAGAUACAGCAAAUAUAAAGUUAUGGCAAGCAUGGGUUUAUCUUAGCAUUAAGACUGGAAGAAGGAGGCAAUAGAUAGAACAGUGACGUUACAUUUUGGCAUCAAAGAUACAAUUUUGAAUUUAAAGAAGAACCGGAAUUGAAAAAGGAAACAUUGGCAAAAAGUUGUAUUGGCACUGAAAAAAGUCUUACUGAAAAAGAAAAAUUUUUCAGUGUGAUGUGUUUUUCAAUGACAAUCUUCAGAUUUUUUCUUCAUGUCACUCUUAUUUUCAGUGUCACUGGUUUUCAGGUUCAACUUUCUGUCUUAUUGACAUGCACAUUAUAUGACAGAAACUUCAGAGGACAGAUGAGAGGACAGCUGGUUCUGGAAAAGUGAAGUUCUCUCCUUAGUGUGCAGAUUAUAUGUAAAUCACACUGUUCUUGCCCCUCCCCUCAGACCCCUCCUCUCCACUCCAAAACAGUGACAGAAAGUUGAAACUGAAAACCAGUGACCACUCAUUAAAAAAUUGCCAAACAUAUUAAAAUUAAAUCAUUUUUAAUGCCUGUGUUUUAUUUUUACUUUUUUUAAUGCCAAACUUUUGUGUCACUGUUAUAGCCCCAUAGAGAAACAUCUAGCCUGGCUCGUCCCUAAGUUAACAAAUUCUGUCCAUCUGGCCUCCAAAGUUCACUAAUAAACACAUUAUAUCUCUUCUGUUUAAUCUGUACAAAAAUUGUCCUAGUGUGUUUGACUCUUCUUGUGUUGGACAUGCUUAAGUUCUCUUUAAACAGUAGGUAAGACUACUGUAUGUACAUAUUUCCGUUGCAAUUUAAUAUUUAAAAAAGUCAUUAUGAAGAUAAGACCAUUAAUGUGAUUAUUCACAUGACACAAAUGUUUUGUAUACAUACAUGACAUUGUUAUGAUUAAAAAUGACUUGUAAAAAAUAAAUUGUUCAUAAAUAUA